Messenger RNA from Ictalurus punctatus (channel catfish), 4912 nucleotides. It is a transcript of the gene ccdc47, whose product is annotated as coiled-coil domain containing 47. Lineage: Eukaryota; Metazoa; Chordata; Actinopteri; Siluriformes; Ictaluridae. The transcript is spliced from 13 exons. The record is from RefSeq and is a predicted model, not a curated record. Gene Ontology annotation, biological process: endoplasmic reticulum calcium ion homeostasis. Bases 164 to 1624 code for a protein of 486 amino acids. Gene Ontology annotation, molecular function: calcium ion binding. Gene Ontology annotation, cellular component: endoplasmic reticulum.
UCUAACACUAAUGCGCAUGCGCGGUGCAAAUCUGGUCACGAUAUAGACUUGGUAGUCUGGCAAGUCACUACUACUAUCUGCGUUCAGAGGGCGAAGUUUUAAUUUGUUUGUUUUGUUUUUUUAAAUUAUAUUAAAGGAGGAAAUAUCACAGGCCGGGUGAGCGAUGAGGCGCUGUCUCCUGCUGCUCCCUGCGCUCCUCCUGCUGCUGGCUCUGCCGGACACCAGGGGGCGCUACAACGACGACUUCGACGACGGCGAGGACCUGGCUGAGUUCGACGACAACGACUUCGCCGAGUUUGAGGACGUCACAGAGGAGCCGGCCAUCGUGGCGGAGAACGAGCCUCCGACAAGACCGGUGCCUUCGUCCGCUCCGGAGGAGGACGAGGACGAGGACGAGGCCACGGUGGAGAACGAAGACGGGCAAGAUGAGUUUGAGGACGGAGAUGGACAGGAUCAGGACAUGUACAGCAUUUAUGACAACGAGGAGUUCGAAGGCCACGACACGACCAGUCCAUCCAGCAAGGACACGCUCAUCUACCGAGAGGUCCCAGCACAUCUGCAGAACAGCUGGGAGAGCUACUACAUGGAGAUCCUGAUGGUGGCUGGCCUCCUGGCUUACAUCAUGAAUUACAUCAUUGGCAAGAACAAGAACAGCAGGCUGGCUCAGGCCUGGUUUAACUCGCACAGGGAGCUUCUGGAGAGCAACUUCGCCCUCGUCGGUGAUGACGGGACGAGUAAGGAGCCCACCAGCACGGGGAAGCUGAACCAGGAGAACGAGCACAUCUACAACCUGUGGUGCUCAGGACGUGUCUGCUGCGAGGGCAUGCUCAUUCAGCUCAAGUUUCUUAAAAGACAGGAUCUGCUGAAUGUGCUGGCCAGGAUGAUGAGACCUGCUUGUGAUCAAGUGCAAGUCAAAGUAACUCUGAACGACGAGGACAUGGACACGUUUGUGUUUGCAGUGGGAAACCGGAAGGCCAUGGGGCGCAUGCAGAAGGAGCUGCAGGACCUGAGUGAGUUCUGCGGGGACAAGCCCAAGUCGGGGGCGAAGUACAACCUCCCUGACUCUCUGGCCAUCCUAUCAGAGAUGGGCGAGGUCACGGAUGGGGUGAUGGACAGCAAGAUGGUACAUUACAUCACCAACCAUGCCGACAAAAUAGAGUCCAUCCAUUUCUCGGACCAAUUUUCUGGUCCAAAAGUUAUGCAAGAGGAGGGUCAGCCUUUAAAGCUCCCCGAGACCAAGAAAACGCUGCUGUUUACAUUUAACGUGCCUGGAAUGGGUAACACUUCUCCCAAAGAUAUGGACAGCCUGCUGCCACUCAUGAACAUGGUGAUCUACAGCAUCGACAAAGUCAAGAAGUUACGCCUCAACAGAGAGGGGAAGAUGAAGUCAGAACGGAACCGCGCCCGCGUCGAGGAGAACUUCCUGAAGCAGACUCACGCUCAGAGGCAGGAAGCUGCGCAGACGCGUCGGGAGGAGAAGAAGAGAGCAGAGAAAGAGAGGAUCAUGAAUGAGGAGGACCCUGAGAGACAGCGCCGCCUAGAGGAGGCUGCUCAGCGUCGAGAGCAAAAGAAACUGGAGAAGAAGCAGAUGAAGAUGAAGCAAAUUAAAGUGAAAGCCAUGUAAAAACUACACACGCACACACACGGCUUCCAUAGCUGCUGGCAUUUGAGAAUGUAUCCACUGCUUACAUUGAUUGCUGAUAUCCAGACUUGUACCUGUGCGACAGCUGUUCACUAUCAGGUCGUGUUUUAUUUAAAGAAAUUGUUUCGAAUUUGAUUCCCUGCAGCUCCACCGCUGUCCGGUCGUAACCGAGGGAGUCACCGGGUUAUUAAUGAAUUAAUUAGUGUGUGUGAAUGUUUCCAGUCGGUGAAAUGUUUCGUCCUGGGGUUGUCACUCUUUCUUUCUUUCCCGUAAAGGGCUGGUGUAGACGCAUGUGAAAGCUGCACCUCACUCCAAAUUUAGUUGAAGGUGAAGUCCUAUGUAGCUCCUGAUUUGGUUGGAAUAAAAAAGUAUGAAUUUGGGUUUUGCGCUUUGCGGAAAAGCCAUCUAAAAUCCGAAACUGAAUUCCACACUCGGAGUUUGCGAUUUUACGUUGAAAAUUCUAAAUAGUCUGCAUAUAAUAAAUAAUUACUAAAGACCAUUUGUUCCGUCUAUUAAUUCAUGUUUUUAGAUUCGCUUUCAACGUAACGUUCCAGGUAACGUCCAGGCAAAAGCAUAUGAAUCAUACAUCAUAUAUAUUUAUUGACUUUCAAGCGUUUAAUCACACACCCUAAAAGGGAACCCUGAUUAUGAAGACUCGUAUGGCUUAUUAGAUUAACCCUGACAUCCGCUAUAUAAAUCCGAUCUACAGAAACACUCGAUGUCAGUUUUAAAAAAAAGAAAUCAUAAAAAUCAUUGCACUCGUAGGCUCCCAUUGCUGUUUACAUCGCAAUGCAUUCUGGGUAGUGACGUGAAAUGGUUGCAACGGUCUUGAUUUUCCAGCGUCCCUACGGCGAUUAUAAACGCGUCUUCGGCCUUUUCAAUUUGAACCCGAUGGUAACGUAAGCGAGGAGGCUAAUUUAGAAGACGUUACUCAUAAUGUACGUCAUAAUGAAGACGAUCAGAGAGGUGUGGGUGCGAGAGUGGGGCAAAAUGCAUGGUGUCUGUGUGGCAAGUGCACGUCUAUGCCAACAGAGAGCGUUUGUUAUGGAUGAAACCAUUGUUUUAUGAUGAAACAUUCUAAUCUCAAUAAUUGUAGAUUAUCGGCCAUCCAGCUGCAAGCGUGCUGUCUCCAUGUUAUGAGCAGAUCUAUGCUGUUUACACAGCUUCUGUGCGUACGAAGGUACUCCUAUCUUUGGAAAGUUAAGAUUCUUGUGAUUCGAUUGAUAUAAACCGUUUUGAGAUACAAUCACAACAGCAGCUACAAUCAAUGUUUGUCAGACCACCAACAUACAAACAAACAAUUACGAAACGGAGGUGACUCAUCUCCUAUGAAGCCUCAUAGUAAUCCACUAAUCCAUAACAUCUGGACAAAUAGUCAUGUUACACUGGCAAAGGUCCAAACAAUCCAAUUAUGUAAAAAUAUUUAGUCCACCUUUCAAAGGAGACGAAAACCAUGCAUGUACUCCAAACGGUUCAAGAACAGCUUUAAUUUUACUUUGGGGAUGCCUUGGCUCGGCGAUUUAGGCUAAUUUUACAGGAGCUUUACUUUGAGAAUAUACAGGAAAACGCACUAACAAGAUGCUUACAGGUUUGAUUUAUAUAUAUAUAUAUAUAUAUAAUUCUUUUGAGUGCUCAAGUGCAACCAGUUUACAUCAUGGACUCAGAGUGCAUUGCACGUCACGUGAUGGCAGCCUCCGUAGGUUAAAAUAUAUAAUAAAUAUUAAGGAUUUUUAAAGUAAUGAACAUUUUUCAUGUGUUUCUAACAACGUAUUUUUAUUUAUUUAUUUAUCCUUUAUUUAUCCAGGACGAUCCCAUUGAGAUCUCACAAUCUCUUCUUCCAGGGAGGCCUGGUCAAGACGGCAGCACGUAGAUUUUAGUAGGAGAGGGCAAUUAUAGUGUGUUAAGGCCUACAAGUCUUCAUAGUCGGGGUUCCUUUGAAGUGUGAAGUUCCGCUUGAGAUUUUCGAUUGCUGCGUUACAAACGACCGAAUUCAUUUUCAGUUCAAAAUUCACUUUCUGAUGGUGUGAUACAACUUUGAAAAUUCGAACGUUCAGGUUGCGUUUGAAUCAAAAAUUUCUAAUUGCGUGAUUAUGACUCUGUAAAUAAAACCUGCAACAACCAAAAAAAAACACUCCUGGUUUAAUCGACGCAUCUGAGCAGCCAGCUUUAAUUAGUACACUUUAAUCAGCAAUAGAUUAUUAUACAUAGGAUAUAGGACCAUGUGAACACAAAUACACUACCUUUUAAAUCUAGUACAUGGAGAGGGGUGUUUUUUUUUAUUUUUAUUUUUUUUUUUAUAAACGAUUUAAUCAUGUGUAUUUUAACAGCAGAACGUGUAAUUCUGUCCCAGUAAUGUGAGCAUCACAAUUUGAUUUAUUUAAGCUACUAAACUGCCAGUGCAAGAUUACAAGUUUUAUUUUCUUCAUCCUAAUCUAAUUUAUUAUUGAGUGGAAAGACAGAAGUCAAAGCGUUACGAGUUUUAAUCAUGAGAAUAAAAUGGAAAUUCUGUUGUACACAGAUUAAAUAGAUUUCCAAUAACCACUUUUAAAGGUUCAGGUUGUAAGAUUUAAGAAUAAAAUCUAAUUAUUAUUAGAGGUCUAGAAACAAAGAUGCAUUAGAAAUGGGGGUGAGAAUAAAUAAAUAAUGAUUUGCAAUAUGACCAUGCGCUGGAUCUGGUCUGGUUGAUUUCUGGCCCUGAAAUUAGCACCACUCAUUUUCUCAGCUCUGCCUUUUUAAAAAAUUUUUUUUUAUUAUUUUUAUUAUUAUUUUUAAACCUCUUCACUCAAGUGUUCUAAUAAAGGGAAAGGAAAGGCUUGAUUGUUUUUCAUUUCAGUUACAGUUCAACUCUCAGGCUGCAGAGGACUCUUUAAAAAAAAAAAAAAUUAAAAAAUGACAAACCGCUCCUUUAAGUGUGUCUGUUUUUAUGCCGGAGAAGUAGAACUACCGCUUCCCCAGGCCAGUUCUCUCCUGUAGGUCAGUACAGAACUUCCACAUCACCUGAAUGCUUCCCUUGGUCCUGCACUGAGCUGUGCAGUGAGUAAUAGUUCUUACCCUGCGUUCACCAGCUGAACACGGGUGAGUGAGGAAGCACACGGAGUGUUUUAUAAUACUGUACGCUUGCAAAAUCGUAUAAUUCAACCGUUUUAUAGACAAAUGACGAUUUUUUUCUUUUUGUUGACGAGAAAGGGCUCAGCGUUUUCCGUGUCAUCUUUGACCCACUGCAAUUACUUUAUGUAUUUAAUACAAGUCAUGCCUUUUUUAAAAAAUAAA